Messenger RNA from Xylona heveae TC161, 3041 nucleotides. Its product is annotated as TAFII28-domain-containing protein. The record is from RefSeq and is a predicted model, not a curated record. Gene Ontology annotation, biological process: RNA polymerase II preinitiation complex assembly; transcription initiation at RNA polymerase II promoter. Bases 150 to 2732 code for a protein of 860 amino acids. Gene Ontology annotation, cellular component: nucleus; transcription factor TFIID complex. Lineage: Eukaryota; Fungi; Ascomycota; Xylonomycetes; Xylonales; Xylonaceae. Gene Ontology annotation, molecular function: transcription coactivator activity; protein heterodimerization activity. The transcript is spliced from 3 exons.
GCUCAUCGCGCUCUCAAGCCCUCUCUAAAUCACUUCGACUUCGCAGUUGGUCUUGAGAUAAAUUAGCUGAGGAUAUCCCUCAGUAUCAGCUCAAGUCAAAGCGAUACUUCCUUUUUGAUUCAUUGACGCGUUUCGAAGCGGAGAACAAAAUGUCGUCACCACCGCAUCUACCGACAUCGCCGCCAUACAUCUCCUCCGGCGCACAAGGAUCCAGGAAACGGCCAUCAAUCGCUGGACCUGGCUCAGCUCCCAAACGUCGCAAAGCUUCCCUUGCCACUUCAACGACUAGUACUCAUCCCCUCAGGCAGACGUCGUUUCCUCCGGAGGAAGACGAGUCUCAAUAUGGGGCGCGUUCGCCAAGUGUCGAGAGCUCAACCAUGUCGAUGGGCGGAGGAAGAGGUGGAGGUGGCCCAGGGCGCAAGAAGCGAGGGCGCGGUAAAGAUGCAGACACACGGAGUGUGCGCAGUGCAAAGACGACUGGAACAGGAACGGCGAGCGUCUCAGGCGGUCGAGGAGGUGCAGCGGGCGAAGACGAGCGCGGCGAUGAAGAAGAUGAAGAUGACGUUGGUGGAGACGACGCCGUCAUGGAAGCUGAUGGAGAGAAGGUCGAUGAGGCGCAGGAAAAAUACAAGCUCUCAGUCCUCGUUGAAGCUAUGACCCCAGACCAAGUUGAUCGAUACACUCUAUUUCGACGAGCGAGGCUACGAAAGGAGACUGUCCGAAAGAUUACCAACCAGACCCUCUCACAAUCCGUCCCACCCUCCGUCAUUACCACAAUUAACGGCUAUACCAAAGUCUUUAUCGGCGAAUUGAUUGAAAAAGCACGAGAAGUUCAGCGGCAGGAGAUUCUCGCAGCCAAGCGCGCUCGCUGGGAACGCAAGCAACAGAGAAAGGCAGAAAAGGCCGAGAAGGCAGCAAAAGAAAACGCGGAAGCGGAAGCGGAAGCUACAAAGAAAGCCGAGACUAAUUGCGAUGACAAAAAGGCCAAUGGCACCGGUGAAGCCUCUACCAACGGCACCAGCGGGGGAAAAUCCACUGAAAAUGCUCAGUCUUCUAGAAAGCCAAAUGGAGUGAACGGCACUGCGACAUCAUCAGCCCCGAACAUUCAGUCACCCGCAUCUACUACUGGUCCAGGCUCAGCAACGAAUUCCCCGGCUCCAGGGCAGACCAUCAGCACCAGCCCAGCCACAAUAGGCUCUGGGAACCAAGCUACAGCAAACGCCAACACUCAUGCGAACAUCAACCCAAGCCAAAGCGCACAUACCAUACCAAAUCCCACGGCAAUUCCAAAUCCAAACAACAACAAUAACAACAACAACACCCUAAAUACUCAGACCAAUCAUCACUCCCCUGCAGCAAACGCACCCGCCGCCACUGGGCCAAGCAGCGCACCUAGCACAGCAAAUGCCACGCCCCACUUAUCUCCGAACCCUUACGCCGGCGUUGGACCUAGCUCAGGAACAGGAUCUCAAGCCAGCACGCCCGGCUCAAUCCCCGCUGCCGCUGGUCCUCGGCCUUCUAUCCCAGCAGCAACCACUGCGAACCCCAACCCCAACCCCAACCCCUCAAACACAACAAACGCUACUCAACAACCCGCAACUCAAUCUCCCAACCCGAACCCAUCUCAGCCUUCAACGCCAACCCAGCCACCCGCCCCCUACAACCCUCAACGUCCCCCUUCAUCAAACACCAACCUCAGCCUCAACACCAACGUCAACGUCAACAUCAACGCCGCUCAAUACAGCCAAAGCGCCCGCCUCACACCUACAACCGGUCAAGCACAGCAAAGACAUACCUCCCCUUAUCCCCAGAACCCCGCGGGCCGCUCCUCGCCGUACCCGCAGACACAUAAUCAGAGCACGACUCUUCAUUCGUCGCCUUAUUCUACUACCACUACUACCAACCCAUCCGGCCACUCUUCUCCGUACACGACCACCACACACGCAUCCCCUUACGGCCCCAAGUCCCCAUACUCGGCCGCUCAUUCGCCCUACUCUGCGCCUGCACCUGCGUCUAAUCCACCACCCAACCCCUCCGUUGCUGGAGCUGCAACCGCCACAGGUGUUGUUCCCAAUCCCGCUUAUCCGAAUACCUCACCCUACGCAGCCGCGUCUGUCUCGUCGCCGUAUCGCACGACUAAUCCCCCAACUCCUUCAAUCCAUUCUUCUUCUAUUCCUUCUGCCGGUCCUUCUUCCAUUCCUUCGACUGGUCCUUCCUCUAUCCCUUCCGCUGGUCCCAUGAACCCCGUUCAUCCCAUUCAUCCCGCUCACUCCACAGCUCCCCUCGGUCCUUCUGCUGGUUCUGGCCCUGGCUCUGGCCCCGGGACUCCCAGACCGCAGUACGCUGCUGCUAGCGCAUCCGGCGUCGGACUCGGCAUCGGCGUCAACGGAGCAUCGGGCGGAGUUGGAGUUGGAGGUGGAGUCGGCGGCGCAGGCGGGCCUACAGCCGGGAACGCGCCUCAUAUCGCAGCGCCCAAAAAAGAGCGCUCAGCAUCCGACUCCGACAACGACAACGACAGCGACUCCAACUCCGACGACAAUGACAACGAAGAUUUCGAUCCGGAUUCGUUCCGCGAAGAAGAGCGCGGUCCGUUACUCCCAGACCAUCUGCGAGAAGCGCUGCGACGGUACAAAAAGGAGCGAGAAGGCGGGAGUGCGGGCUUCCGAGGACUGAGUCUGACGGGAGUGGAGAAUACUGCGUCGCGCACGAGAGGGAAGAGACUGUUUCGCUGAGAUUGUUUUUUUCUUUGACGUGCGUCUUUGACGGGUUUUGUUCUAUUGAAACUUCCUCCUUUGUCUUUUCAUCUCUUUCUCCAUCGUCCUAAAUGAACGUCUUUAUUCUAAUUCGUAGUCGGCUGCCGGCUUCAUCGUAUCCUUAACCCGGGAAAUGGGGGUGGGGAGGGGUUUCAUCGAUUUUAAUUGAAUCCAAUCUGCGUUACGGGGUGGGAUAUAUUUGUCGUAUCAUCUUUUCUGAAUUUCAAAAAUGCGGAGUUAUGGAAGGGCGUUUUCAGGGUGUAAAUACUCGCAUCCUACGAUCGAACU